Hypanus sabinus (Atlantic stingray) is the source of this 10700-nucleotide messenger RNA. Its product is annotated as 7SK snRNA methylphosphate capping enzyme-like. The coding region runs from base 80 to 1834 and encodes 584 amino acids. NCBI's taxonomy places the organism in Eukaryota, Metazoa, Chordata, Chondrichthyes, Myliobatiformes, Dasyatidae. Gene Ontology annotation, biological process: snRNA modification. The record is from RefSeq and is a predicted model, not a curated record. The transcript is spliced from 5 exons. Gene Ontology annotation, molecular function: RNA methyltransferase activity; snRNA binding; O-methyltransferase activity.
GGCGGCGAGGACCAGGGGGAGGGCAGGCGGGAGGACAGGGGGCCGUGCAUGGGCCGGGGGAGGCCGGCAGGAAGCGUGCAUGAGCCCGAUGAUGAUGAUGAUGAAGAAGAAGCAGCAGCCGCUGGAGGACGGGAGCGGCACCCUGCUCAAGCCCGAGUACCUGUCCAAGGUGGCGGAGGAGGUGGUGGAAGGCGACCGGGUGGUUGAGUCGGCGGCGGCGGCGGCUCCUGCUCCUCCCGGAGCCGAGCUGAGUCGGCCCCGCAACGGUCUGCAGGCCCGCGGCUGCAAGCGGCGCCACAGCAGCAUCAGCUCCGGCUUCAAGCACCCGGGCUUCAAGCAGCAGCAGCGGCGGCAGCGGGCGGCCUCGGACUGCGACCCGGUGCUGCCCAGCAAUUUCUUGCUGGGCGGCAACAUCUUCGACCCGCUCAACCUCAACAGCCUGCUGGACGAGGAGGUGAGCCGGGCGCUCAACGCCGAGACGCCCAAGUCAUCGCCGCUGCCGAGUCGCAGCCGGGAGCCGGUCGAGAUCCUGGUGCCCCGCGACAUCACGGACCCGCUCAGCCUCAACCGCGACUCCGAGGUGCCGCCGUCGCCGCUCAAGCUGGGCCGUAAGCGGCGGCACCGGCACGGGCACCACCCGGUGGAGGAGCCUCCCGGGCCGGCGGCGGCCGACGUGGUAGCGGAGCCCGAGCCCUACGAGCUGAACACGGCCAUCAACUGCAGGGAGGAGAUCGUGUCGCCGGUGCUGCGGGGAGCGGAGCCGGGCUCGGCGGCCGGAGGAGGGACCAGGCACCGCAAGAGGCGGCGGACUUGCAGUAAGUCGGAGCCGGGCAAGCCCCCGGCUCCGGCUCAGGGCGAGGAGAGUGGGGAGGGGAAGAAAUGGACGCCGGAGAAGCCGCGGGGUAAGGGCGGCCCGCCCAGCUUCCCGAGCCGCCAGCGGCGCUUCCAGUACGGGAACUACACAAAGUACUACGGCUACCGCAACCCGGACCGCGGCGACGAUCCGCGCCUCGCCGUCCUGCGGGCCGACUGGUUCCGCGGUAAGGACAUCCUCGACCUGGGCUGCAACUCGGGCCACCUCACGCUGCGCAUCGCCCGCGACCUGCGGCCGGCCCGCAUCGUCGGAGUUGACAUCGACGGGGGCCUUGUCCACUCGGCCCGCCGCAACAUCCGCCACUACCUGUCGGAGGAAGCGAGGGCCCCGGGCCGCCGCUUCCCCGUAUCGCUGGCCAAGUGCAAGGGGCCGAUCGCCGCGCCGCCCGUCGCCCUCGACCGUCAGACUGUGCCCGGCUUCCCCAACAACGUCACCUUCGUCCAGGGAAACUACGUGUUGGAGAAGGACGAGUUGCUGGAAACGCAGAGACCAGAAUAUGAUGUCAUCCUAUGCUUGAGUCUGACAAAAUGGAUUCAUCUCAACUGGGGCGAUGACGGGCUGAAACGAAUGUUCAAGCGCAUCUACAGGCAUUUGCGGCCGGGCGGGAUUUUCAUCCUGGAGCCACAGCCCUGGUCUUCCUAUGGAAAACGACGGAAACUUACGGAGACAAUCUACAGGAACUACUAUAAAAUCAUCUUUAAACCAGAUCAGUUUACGUCUUAUCUUUUGUCCCCAGAAGUUGGAUUUUCCAGUUAUGAGCUGGUGGGAACACCUCAAAGCACAUCUAAAGGCUAUGGUGUGGCUGUGCAAGGCCUUAUGAAGGAUUCCAGCGUCCCGUUUACCUCUUUCACAAGAAUCGUCAAUCCAGUGCAAGCUAAGACUUCCAAAGCCAGUUUCUGGCUGCUGUUUCUGUUUCUUUCGUUCAUCGGUGGCUCUUUCCUGACCAUCUCCUCUUUUUAAAGCCAAUGGAAGAUUCUACAGGGGACGCUUAGUCCAUCAUGAGCACUGCCUUUUUGGUUGUUUUAAAUUGACAUGCUGUUCUUUCAGUCUGCUUUAUAAGGCUCACGAAUGUAAUAAAGCAUUUUUAGGGUUGUAACUGCAUUUGCUGGAUUUGGGCACCUCUGGGCAGGGAAAUGCAUUAAAUAAUCGAAGAGCGGUUUUCACCGUUCAGAAUAGUGGCAUUGCCUCCAGCAAUACUGCACUUGUCAAAUUCCUACUGUUUUGGUAGGUCUUCAAUCCAAGGUGGUGGUGAAAGGCAUAUAGAGAAAAUUUAAAGCUGGAUUACACAAAGCAAUAGAUCAUAUUUUCAUUGGCCACUGAAGGGGAACUAGCCACGUCAUUCCCACCCGCCCUUGCGGAGGAGAAUGGACUACUUCCUGAGAGCAAUUUGCCUAAUGGAUGUGACUAUUUUUCAGGUUGCAGCAUAGUUCAUUGUUUUGGGUUAUGUUGUGGCUUUCAUUACCAUGGGAAUAUGUCAUGGUUUACAGCCAGUGGAAUGUAUUUUGGGAGAUGAUUGCAGUAUGCUGUAUGUAAACCCUCACUCUAAUGGUGUGUUGAGGUUCCCAGCCUGGGGUCCAUGAUAGGGAUCCAUGGCAUAAAGUUGGGACCGAUUGGUCUAUCAGAAAUUUUCCAUGAGUGACUUCUGGCUGAUAUCAGUUGCACUGAACUAACUGCUUAAUUCCAAAACAAAAUGUAAUUCCUCUAUGUCCCUUUCUUAUCCAAUCUCUCAGAUUUUCUCCAGUGAGCACUCACAUCCUUGGGAGGGAGAGAAUUGGCAAAUCCUUUCAAGAAGCACCAAGACAUAGUUUUCACCAGCCACCCCCUUGAAAUAUUUAACUCCUCUGGUACAUGUUUGUUUGAUGGGAGUUUGUUUAAAGCUCCCUGCAUUUGGAAAAAGUGAAUGGGGCAGAAGUUCAGUUGAAGGCCUUAAAUGCAAUCUUGCUGUGUAACUGGGUAGGGCACAACUCUCUGUUGCCCCUUUUACUGUGCUGUGGUGGGAUAUAGCUGUAGAUACACUCUGGACUUGAAACUCGGUGUUGAGGUGUGUUCAUAUUUGUAUAAACUUGACUCUCCUGAAAUUAAGGGUGUUACUUGCAACAAAAGUUAGUCUGCUAGUUUAAUUCAUUAAGAUUAAUUACUUGACUUCUAAUGUUUAAAAAUAUGUACCAGAUGAGUUUGAUUGUUUCAGGGGAAUUGUAACCUGGUCUAAAUGCAGGAAAGAUGCAGAACAAAUGUAUUCAGAGUCGAUGCCUGCCUCUUCCCUAUACUUAUCUUGCCCUUCUCAUUUAGACCAAGUAAGAAGAAAGGGGAACUUUUAUGACCUCUGAUUUGUUGCUAUGCACUGUAAAUAACUCCUGCAGUACAGUAUGGAAAUUCUGUUCUGAAAGUAAGGGCCAUCCAUUGCUUUGGGCAUGAGUAACAUUUCUGCUGUUGACUCUCCUGUGCUUCUGAUCUGGUUAUGUGGAAUUGGAAUACUUGAUUUUGUAAGAUAAGAAUUCUUUAGGGGUUGGAAAUGGAAGCCUAAGCCUUGCCAGUGUUUAGAUCCCAGGAUCAGAGGAGAGUUGACCAUUCUAUUGUGCUGUACAAUGUUUUUCCCCCAUUGGUAGACCAGUACAAGUACAAACCAGGGCUAUAUGGCUCUGCUUGGUUUCUAGAUCUAAUUACAAAAUCCAUCUGCUCACAACCUUCAGGGCUUGCUGUGGUCUGUUUCUCCACCUCCAUCCUGUCUGCAGGGACAGUGCUAGAGCACAUCUGAUUACUAAUUGACUGGACCUUGAGGAAACCCAGGAUUUGUGGCAAAGGGGCAUUCCUCUUGCAUCUCCAUCCCAGUAGCAUUCUUGCUCAUAUUUUGCCCUUGUUUCAUGGGGCUGCUAGUUCCAAAUAUACCUCAAAUAUGCAAUUUUUGUUUUUGGUUCCGAUUUAGACAUCUGGCUGGUGGAUAUUCCCAGAUUACUAAAUCAGUUUAAUGGUAGAUUUUGGGAGGGAGAAAUGAUUCAAUGCUGUUCCCUUUUGGGUGACUGACCUACAUUCCUUUUGGGCAAAAUGAACAGAUUUCCACUCUGGAAACUAACCUGGCAGUAGAGAACUAUCUUGAUCCAGUAAGAAUGGCCAUUUUCCCUCAAUUUUGACUGUUACAUCCUCUGACUUUCAGUCCUAUAUUUUAAGCUGUAGUCUCUACUACAGGUUUAAUUUUCUAGCAGUCUUGAUGAAACAGCUACAACAUUACCCUGAUCUGUCCUGGUCUUUCAGGCCCAGUUCCACGAAAAAAAGACGAUGGUGCUUCUGAAGAGCUGUGACUGCCUUAAGACUCAGGUCACAGCAUCAGCUUCAGUGAGGUAAAUUGAUUUAAAGACAGACUGAGCCUCCAGGUUAAUUGUACUGGUCUAUUGGGUACAUUAAGCCAUGGCUUCUAAAAGAGGUGCUUUUUCCAGCUAUUUACCAGCUCCAUUAAGAAAUUUUCUUCAGUAUGAUAAAUUGUAUCUUUGACAAAUGGUUCACUGCAGCUUCUAAAUGGGGAGGGUGGGCAACUGUACAUGUCUGCAUUUGGGGGGGGGGUGGGUGGUAAAGUGCAAAUAAACUUAAGAUUCUAGAUUUUUAAGAAAAGUAAAAAUGUUGCCUUUGAUAAAAAAAAAAUGUUUCAGGAAAAACUCUUGUGAAUUUUUGUAAAAAAAAAAUGCUGCAAAAAUCCAAUGUCAAACGUACAUCAAGUGUCAUUACAAUAAAGGAAGAGUGUUAAACAGUUGUGACUCACUUCUAUUAACUUUCCUGACUUUUCUAAACUUGGUAGGAGCACCAUUAAGUAGAGCAUUUUCUCAAUUGAGAGCUUGUCUAGCAGUCUCUGAUUUGUGAUAAAUUGGUUAACAGACAAAUGGCAGGGGAACCUAAAAGUUCCAGCACAUUGUGGAUCAGGACAUUUGGGAAGUCAAAUCAUGUGAGAUCUUGGUAUUCAUACACAACAAUUGUGCUUUUAGGCUGAGUAUUUUUAAAGCCCAUUGUGGGUCACAAAGCAUUGUACAAGUAUAGCACAUUUUAAAAGACUGACAGAUGUGUAGAUAAGGGAAAAUAGUUUAUAGCUUGAGUAGGCAUCUCGUUCAGCGUGAAUGAAUUGAAUGCUUCUGGUCUGUUGCACUAAGUGCAAUUGUGGUUACUAAGCUGGAAAGCAAGGUCUUGGGGAAUUGGAAAAGUUGAUCAGAAUAGUUCCAAGUUUUUCUGGUUGCCAGGUAAGUCAUUUCCCCUUGGAGCAGAAGAGUAGCAGUUUGUUUACAGGCUGUUAUGAUUUAAACAGGUAAACAAAAGGACCCAUUUUUCAAGAGUUUGGGGAAGGGGUUUUGGGUAAAAUGGAGAGGAACAGGCUUGCGCAGUGGCUAGUGGAACUUGCUGAUUGCUAGCGUGGUGGAAGCAAAGAUCCAGGGUUUUCUAAAGAAAAUGAGUAUUCUAGGGAGAUUACAUCUGUGUACAGUUCAAGGCUUUUAAUGUAUUGGAAAUGUUCAUAUUUACUGGUCUGGACUCCAAAGGAUUGGGCUGGCUAGGCUUGCAUUUCUAAUUUGGUAGAUGAGAAGUGCAAGAUCUUGAGAGGUUGAUAUUUGUAUUAUACUAAAGGAUCAUGGCUUCUGAAAUGGGGGGUGGGGGGGGGGAAGAGGAGACAGCUGCAGAGUCCAUAAGCAACAUUUUAAACAAUAGCAGAGGAGCCUGAAGUACAGAUGAAGCUCUAAACUAUAUUUGUGACUCCGGCCAUAGGAGGACCCAUUGAGUGACUUAAUUUUUGUAUAUAUGUUUUGGUUGUAGGAUAAUUUAUGAUUACAUUGGGGUUGAAUAGCUCUGCCAGAGGCUUAAAGGCAAAGUUAGUUGCAGGAAACAUGUAGUACUUAAGUUUGUGGAUUGAAAAUUGGAUGGACAAAUGAUGGGAAGAUUGUAAAACUCACUGAAUGUGAAAGUGCAAAUUGAGAAAGGAUAGAUCUACUUGUCUAAUCUGAUUGGGUUAGGAGACUGCUCAUAAUGUGAGUCCCAAGUCUGUGGAAGAGCUAAACAAUGAGUGUUCAGUGGAAAUGCAGAUGAAGAGCACACUUGGAUUUACUGAGACAUGGAGCUACUGGUUGGCACUGAUGAUUUGAGUCCUUGAAGCCUCUGCCCUGCUCUUGGCUUCUGACAAGACCAAUCUACCCAAGGCAAUGCAACUUUUGUUUGGUAAAUGCCAACAAGUUUGGGAUUCCAAUGAGGUCCUGAUCAUAACCUUCAGUAUGCUGAGUGAGCAGCAAGCUGAUUCAAUUCACUUGUGCAGCUAUUUGGAAUGCAAUAAAGGUAUGUCUUUAAUUGUGUUUAGCUAAUUUCUGCAAUAGUUCUGCUUCAGUUGCAAUUGCUACAUUGCAGAUUCUGUGACAGGUGGGUUGAAUUCCUGUGUUUUGGAGCAGCAAACUGCUUCUAUACAGGGCAAUAUGGUAGGGUAUGGCAGUAUUUUACAGUGCCAGUGAUAGGGGCUCAAUUCCUGCUGCUGUCUUCAAGGAGUUCUGCCUGUGACCAGAUGGGUUUCUUCUCACAUCCUGAAGAUAUAAAGAUUACUAAAUUGUGGGCAUGCUUAUGUGCCAGAACCCCAGUGACACCUGCAGGCUGGCCCAGUGUAUCAUUUAGCUGCAUUGGUCAUUGUUGCAAAUGUUGCAUUUCACUGUUUCGAUGUACAUGUGACAAAGCCAAUCUUUAUUGGACAAACAUUCUGAAAUGGAGGGUCCAAGAACUGGAAGAAGCUAAAUGCACACACAAAUUAAUACUGACUGUAUAGUUGUGAACCAACACCUACUGCCUUAACCAGUGGAAGAAAGUCUCUCCAGCACUGACCUUCAAGAAAGGUACAAACAGGAAUAUGGAAUGCUGGUAAUACUCGGGUCAGUCGCCAGUACUGUGGAGACAUGGGCAAAAUUUUAACUUCUCAGGUGAAAGUAUUUAACAAAUCAGAGCACAGCCACAAUCAAAUUCAUGUCACAAUAGAUGGUUCACAUACUUCAAUAAUUUACUUUGUUUACCACUGUUAUCCUAUCUUGAGUUUUGCAGGAGUUUACAGAAAAAUACAAUAGCAUUUAUGAAAAACUACAUAAAGACAAAUAACCAAUGUGCAAAGAAAAUACUAAUUUGAGUUGUAAAGAGUCCUUGAAAGUGAGGUUAUGGAACCAGUGGUGAUUGAAGUUAUACUUAUUUUGCAAGCCUGGUUAAAAAUAAAAAUUAAGGUGGCAGAUCCACUAACAAAUUUGACUGUAGAAUGGUGCUGUCUAGAUAAUGCCUGGUUAAAGUCGCUCAGCAACCUGUGCACAUGUUGGGGGGGGGGGGGGGGGGUAAAGCAUAGUGUUAUUACCACAAGUCAACUGCACCAGUGACAUGGGUAAGGAUGUGGUUCUGAGGCACAGUCUUGCAGAGGGAAUUGGAGGAGUUCCUGGAUAAUGGGGGGCAGGGGAGAGAAGAAAGAAGAGGACAAGUGUAGUGUUUGGUUUCCAGGAAUGAGGGAUGUCUGAAAUGUUUACCAACCCUCUUCCUCCAUAUACCCACCAUUAUGAGGGAAUUUAAGUUGCCCUCAUAACAUCUCAUAAAACUCGUUUUACGGGGGGGGGGGGGACAAUGAUCAGCCACCUUAUCAAUGUUGAUCAUGAUUUUGUGUACCUCUACAAGGUCACCUCUCAGCCUCUGUGUCCCCCAUAAGUCCCUGCACCCUUUUUAGCAGGUGACAAGAUCUGUACAUAAUUCAAGAGAGGUCUCUCCAAUUUGUGUACUCAAUGUCCUGAUUGCUAAAGGUAAGUCACCUUCACCAUCCUGUCUCCUGGUGCUGCCACGUUCAGGGAACUGUAUACCUGUACCACUAGGUCUCCAUUCCACAAUACACUUCAGGGCCCUGCCAUUUACUGGUUUAACUGCAAAUUGCUGCACUGAGUUAAAUUUCAUCUGCCACUCCCUUGCCCACUUUCUUAGGUGAUCCAGAUGCUACUGUAUCUUAGACAUUUUUCUUUGCUGUCCAUUAUCCCACCAAUUUGGUGUCAGUUGCAAACUUCCUAAUUGAAAUUAUUAAUAUAGAUGGCAAACAGAGGACCCAGCAAUAAUUCCUGUGGCAUGCUACUGGUCACAGGCCUCUAAUCUGCGUAACAACCUUCUGACACCUACCACUGAGCCAAUUUAGUAUCCAAUUGACUAUAUCAUAAAUUCCAUGUGAUCUGAUAGUCCAGAUCAGCCUACCAUGUGAGACUUUUAUCAAAAACUUGUUUAAGUUGUCAUUAAUCUUUGUGGUCACUUUUUAAAAGAAAACACUUUUGUAAUACACAUGAAAGCAUGGUGACUAUCCAUAAUCAGUCCUUGCCUUUCCCAAUGCAGUUACAUUUUUGUCUUUCAGAAUAUCUUCCAUAACUUUCCCUCCACUGAGGUCAGGCUUGUGGGUCUGUCAUUCCCAGGUUUGUCCCAGUAGACCACCUUAAGGACACAUUAGCCACCCUGCAGUCUUCCAGUACUUGAUGAAGAUACAAAUAUCUCUACUAGGGCCUAAGCAACUUUUUCCCUUGCUUACGUGGAUAGAGCAUUGGUUGAUUGGCAGGAAACAGUGAGAAUAAAGGAAUCCCAUUCUGGUUGGCAGCCAGUUACCAGUGGUGUUCCGCAGGGGUCCAUGUUGGGGCUGCUGCUUUUUACGUUGUAUAUCAACGAUUUGGAUUAUGGAAUAGAUGGCUUUGUGGCUAAGUUUGCUGAUGAUACAAAGAUAGGUGGAGGCCCCUCCACUUUGUAUCAACAGCAAACUUAGCCAUAACAUCAUGGGCUGAAUGGCCUGUUCCUGUGCUGCACCGUUCUGCGUUCUAUGCACUUUGGGAGUUCCUAGUACCUCAUAAUGGGUAUGUCGAAGAUAUCAUUUCUGUGAAUUCAUUUAAGACAUCUCCUGUUACUCCACAUGUAGAUGACCACACUAAUCCUUAAAGGAACCUAUGCUCUGUCUAGUUUGCUCUUAAUAAUAGGAUUCUAAGAACUUAAGCCAUCUUGUGUCCUCAUUUAACCUUCCCUUUUUGAUUUCUGUCUUAAGCAUCUCUUGAUCCCAGCUGUUAUGCUUGAUGUAUACUUCCUCUUCCUCUGAUCAAAGUCCAUCUUUCAUCCACCCCUGCCAGCACACUCCUAACACCCAACAUUGUGCAAAAAAAACUACAACCCUCCCCCAAACCCAUCUCUUCUCAUCCUAAAUGCUCUGGUGUUUCUACCCUGGGAAAAAGAAAUUGGCUGUCUUUGGGAUUCUGCCCAAAGCAUCAACUGUUCAUUCCUCUACCCCAAUGAUUAGGUCUGACUUGCUGAGUUUCCCUAGCAUUUUGUAUGUGUGUGUGUGUGUGUGUGUAUUUGAUCUGGAUUUUCAACAUUUUUCAGAAUCUCUUGUGUUCAUGAUAAAGCCAUUGAUAAACUGGAGAACAAGGUAAGAGGAGCCUUGUAGGAUUAGAAUAAGGAAUAUUCCAUGUAUUUGACUAAAGAGAAAGGCUUUUACCUGCAGUCCUGUGCAAAAGUCUUAGGUGCAUGUGUACAGCUAGGGUCCUCAGACUUUUGCACAGUGUGUACUGUACUUCCACCUUAUUUUCAAUCGUGAUUGUGAUUAUUUUCGUGAACAGAAACCCUGUGGAUUCAGAGCUGUGCCACCAGGUCCUAAUGUCCACCGCACAGAGACGUUAUAUAACGUCCGGGGUUCUCUGGGUCCUAAAGACCACCACACUGAUACAUGUUAAAUAAGGGACUUGAGCAUCUGCGAAUUUUAAUAUCCACCGGGGGGGGGGGGGGGUUCCAGAACCAAUGCCCCACAGAUGAGGGCCGACUACUGUAUUUGUCAACAUGGAGCGGGGAGCAAGUCUGUAAAGCUGGCAGGAACAAAGGAUGUUGGACAGGGUGAGGGUGGAGCGUGUGAGACAGGUGGCAGAUAAGGAGUGCCAGGGACAGGGAGUGACAUUGGUGCAGGCAUACCCAACCCUGAGACAGUAGGCAAAGUCAUUUGAUCCAAACAGUUGGUUUAUUGAUAGUUACAGAAUGUGCUUCCCACUCCCUCCCACUUUCCACUCAGUCCACAAUAGAAACCCAUAUCUGUAUCAGGUUUAUCAUUACUCUCAUGUCAUAAUUUUUUUGUAACAGCAGUCAACACAAUACAUAAAAUUACUACGGUACUGUGCAAAAGUCUUGGCACCCUAACUAAAUUUAUGUACCUAAUUCUUCUGUACAUAGUUUGCAAUUGAUAUGUUUACUAAUUAAAUCGAUAAGUAAUUGGCCUUCACUCCCAGUUGUGUAGGUGGAUCCUGGACUUCCUGUUAGAUUGCUGGCGGGUGGUAAGAGUGGAAUCCCUUACCUCUGCCCUGUGACCCUUAACACAGCCCCCUCUCUUUGUAUACCCAUGACUGUUGCCACCCACAGCUCCAAUCUGCCAGUUAAAUUUGCUGAUGUCAUUACAAUGAUUGGUCUAAUCUCAAUUAAUAAUAUGGCUGCUGACAGAAGAAGUCAACACCCUGACAAAGUGGUGUCGGAAAACCUCUCCCCCAAUGUUGCAAAAACAAAGGAGCUGGUUGUGGACUACAGGAGGAAUGGAGACAGGCUAGCCCGGGGGUCGGCAACCCGCGGCUCCGGAGCCACAUGUGGCUCUUUUACGUCUGUGCUGCAGCUCCCUGUUGCUUUGGGAAAUAAUUGGUUGUGGCGACCCUUUUCCUGGCACAUCCGAACCGACUCACAAUUAGAUAGCCUACGGGGGUUUGCGAGCACAGAGCUUUGGAGCCUCUGCGCCAUGGGGGGCCGGUUGACAGAGGCUUAAAAGUGAGGCUGAAGAUUUCGAAUAAAGUUUUUUCCUUCGACUGCA